AUGUGCCGACGGUGCUGUAUCAUUUCAGUGUUCAUACUGUUAACAGGUUCAGUCUCUCUCCAUCAGGUUGUUGAAGUCACUGAAGGAGACUCUGUCAUCUUGAAUUGCAGUCAAAACAGUAUUGUGCUUGAAGAUAAACCGCUGACAGUCCACUGGAGACACGAUGACGUCAGGAAUGUAUUUGAUAUUAUCAAUGGAAACAUUUCUGUAAAGGAGCAGGAUGAAGCGUAUAAGAACAGAGCAGAAGUUUUACACGAGGAGCUCAAGAAGGGGAACAUCUUUCUCAAACUCACCGAUCUUCAGCUCUCUGAUGGAGGAACGUAUCUCUGUUUUGUCCCAGAUUUGGGACUUGAGCGCAGCACACAGCUGGUGGUCAAAGAAAGAUGCAUGACAUGCACAACUGCUGAAAUAACAAGCCACGGUGCAGGAGCAAGACUGGGAAAGACUCUUUACCUCCUAAUAAUCAUCUGGUUUCAUUGUGGAAUCAUCAUUCUUUCUUAACGCUGUAUUGCACUA
This is a messenger RNA of Carassius auratus (goldfish), 516 nucleotides long. Its product is annotated as V-set domain-containing T-cell activation inhibitor 1-like. The record is from RefSeq and is a predicted model, not a curated record. Gene Ontology annotation, cellular component: external side of plasma membrane. Lineage: Eukaryota; Metazoa; Chordata; Actinopteri; Cypriniformes; Cyprinidae. Gene Ontology annotation, biological process: T cell costimulation; cellular response to lipopolysaccharide; cell surface receptor signaling pathway. Bases 1 to 501 code for a protein of 166 amino acids. The transcript has 4 exons.